Brachypodium distachyon (stiff brome) is the source of this 1593-nucleotide messenger RNA. Its product is annotated as patatin-like protein 1. Gene Ontology annotation, molecular function: monoacylglycerol lipase activity; glycerophospholipase activity. The transcript has 2 exons. Lineage: Eukaryota; Viridiplantae; Streptophyta; Magnoliopsida; Poales; Poaceae. The record is from RefSeq and is a predicted model, not a curated record. Gene Ontology annotation, biological process: lipid metabolic process. The coding region runs from base 134 to 1327 and encodes 397 amino acids.
UGCAGUAGUGCCAGUAAAGCAGCCUCUACUCUAUAUAUCAGCAAGACCCGGCAAGUCUCGAUCCAAAUCAAAGCCAGCGGUUAGAGCAGAGCACGUACGGGUGGUGUGGAGUAGUACUGGAGCAGAGAAAGCAAUGAAGGGCCGGCUGAUCACCGUGCUGAGCAUCGACGGCGGCGGCAUCCGCGGCCUCAUCCCCUCCACCAUCCUCGCCUGCCUCGAGUCCAAGCUCCAAAACAUAGACGGGCCGGGCGCGCGGAUCGCGGACUACUUCGACGUGAUCGCGGGGACGAGUACGGGGGCGCUGCUGACCUCCAUGCUGGCGGCGCCAGGAGACGACAAGCGGCCGGUCAAGGCCGCCAGCGAGCUCAAAGACUUCUACCUGGAGAACGGUCCCAAGAUCUUCCCGCGGAAGAAGCUCGGGUUCCUGAACCCGGCGGCAAACCUUUUCGGCGUCGUGACGGGCCCGAAAUACGACGGGAAAGCCCUCCACGACAAGAUCAAGGAGCUCACCCGGAAGACCAAAAUCAAGGAUACGGUCACCAACAUCAUCGUGCCCACCUUCGACGUCAAGAACCUGCAGCCCGUCAUCUUCUCCACCUACGAGGCCAAGGAGGACCCCCUCAAGAAUGCGUACCUCUCAGACAUCUGCAUCAGCACCACGGCGGCGCCGAUCUACUUCCCGGCGCACUUAUUCAAAACCUACCACAAAGGCCCAAACACGGAGGUCACGGACAAGGAGAGAGAGUACAACCUCAUCGACGGCGGGGUCGCCGCCAACAACCCAACCAUGGUGGCCAUGACGACGAUCAUCACCAGGCAGGUGUCUGUCGGGAACCUAGACUUCUCACCCAGGAACCACGCCGAGGACAACAACUUCCUCAUCAUCUCUCUCGGGACGGGAUACACCAGGCCGGAGGAGGAGUACACGGCACCGAAGUGCGCCAAGUGGGGAGCCCGGCAGUGGAUCUACAACGGCGGGUUCACACCAAUGAUCGACAUUUUUUCGCAUGCCAGCGCCGACAUGGUGGACAUCCACGUCAACGUGCUCUUCAAGGCGCUCCGCAUGGAGGAGAACUACCUCCGGAUCCAGUACGACUCCCUGAAGGGCGACACCUCGUCGAUGGACCUCGCCACGAAUAAGAACAUGCACGCGCUCAUAGGGAUCGGGGAGAAGCUGCUCAAGAGUAAGGUGGCCAGGGUCAACAUCAACACCGGGGUGCAUGAAACCGUGGAGGGGAAGGGCACCAACGAGGAGGCGCUGGCAAGGUUCGCCACGACGCUCGCCGAGGAGCGCAAGCUGCGUCAGGUCAACGUCAACUCCUACUAGAGCUGCUAAACAGAGUGAUUUGUCCAACUCCAAGUAUGAAACGUAUGUCCUGAAGAUGCAUGCAUCGUAGGACUGCUGCGGUGAUAUUUUUAAUGUAACUAGCACAGGGGCCUGCACAACACCUUAAUUAGUCUCCAGCAUUUCUUUAUUAACUUAAAAUAACUGAGGUCCUGUACUCCUUGCCAUUCAUGAAAAUUGAUCAAAAUUCAAGAUGUAUGUAUAUAUAUUAGUCAAUAGAGAAGACCUGGGGUGAGCUCAUUACAAAA